This is a messenger RNA of Prunus armeniaca (apricot), 384 nucleotides long. NCBI's taxonomy places the organism in Eukaryota, Viridiplantae, Streptophyta, Magnoliopsida, Rosales, Rosaceae. The record is from the annotation of a GenBank genome assembly.
AUGGCUCAAGUGGAGAAAGAUGCUUCAGAUUUUGAUUCGUGUUUUAAAGAUUUCUGGGGGAGUGCAGCCCAGAUGUAUUAUGACGCAUCUGAUGAGUCACAGAUUUAUGAAUUACAAUGUAAAGCAACAUGUAUUACUCAAGGAGGUCGCAAUAUUGCAUCAUACUUUGCUGAGCUUAAGAGCGUUUGGUUGAAACUAGACCGUCGUUGUCCAAUCAACAUGAAGUACCCUGAUGAUGUGAAGAUUCAACAUGCUGAGAUACAGAAAGAUUGUAUUUAUGAUUUUCUUAUAGGUCUAGAUGAUGAGUUUGAUAAAAUUAGAGGAUAUUUGUUGAGGUUAAGACCAUUGCCAAAAUUGAAGGAGUUAUUUGCUUUUAUUCGUUAA